AGGAGUUUUUGGAAGCGGAGGGAGUAAUGUCACGAAAUGGCUUUUGCUGCCUUUGGCGUUUUGUUAGCUUGCAAGCUAACUGUAGUUUGGUUAACGUUAGCUACAGAACCCACUGACAGACCGCGCCUGUUUUAUGCUAGCAUUAACAGUAACUCUGUUAAGCCUACAGGUGUCAGUUCUGACUACGUAAAGUCGGCGGUGCGCCAAAAAAUGCGGGGCAUCAGCGUCAGAGCGGUGUUGUCUGUGUAGUAUUGAUGCUAAAUGUCAGCGGUUGGCUAACGUUAGCGGUAGCUGACGUCGUUGGCGUUAAGACAGCCCGUCUGAUGUUACAUAACGACAGACAGCGGUGCUGUUUGCUGUCAGAUCUCAUUCAGCAACAACUGAGCAAACAUAUAUAAACACAAAGCCUAUCCUCUAAGCAGCAGCUGACUUCGGAUAACCCGAAAGCUUCAAAUUUUUGCUAACUUCUGGUGUUUACCACCCACUCCGCUGAACGGUCCGGCUUACGCGCAUUUUUGUUUUGAUAACUUUUCUUUCAUUUAUACCGGAGUCAAGUGGCCGUGACAGCUAAACAAAAAAAAAGAAAAGGCAAAGAUUUUUCUAUGUGACGUUGGUGCAUGAUGAAGCUGAGAGUGCGUAAAGCUCCUCAGCAGCCGAACGUAGGCCAUCGAACCCACCCGUCCCAGGCCAAAAGGAAACACUGUGAAGUGGAGCCAUCGCCAGUGAGAGGUCGAGGCAAAAUGCAGAAGAAUGAGACAGGCCUGUUCUCCACUAUCAAGAAAUUCAUCCGUGGAAAUGCAGUCAAGGUGGAGCAGGAUAUUCCUGCCAAGCGGAGUCGUAUUGAUUGUAAUCCCGACGGUGAUCUCAUUACUUCAACACCACAGACUAGAGGUCUCUCUAACAAAUCCGUAUCCAGAGUUUGCCGGAAAAGUCCAAAUAAAGACACCAUGACCUGCCAUAGUAAACCAAUUAAACCAAACGGUAAACUGGAGGCCCCCGUCGACUCAACGAGCAGCCCACCACGCACCACCCUGCUUGGAACCAUCUUCUCCCCAGUCUUCAACUUUUUCUCACCAGCAACUAAAACUGCCACUCCUGGCUCCGAUUCUCCCGGCCAAGCCAUGGAGGCAGAGGAAAUCAUGAAACAGCUGGACAUCGAGCAGGCUGAAGAGAUGCCGAGCAGCACUCUCACAUCCACCGAGGGCAUCACUCCAUGUCACACCGCUCCGAUGUUACCACAGAGGCUCCACAUUACCUCCGAUACAACCAUAGAAGAAGGAGAGAUCGUCACUGAAACUGACAUGCCCCCGUUAACAGCUCCCGGGUGUAUGCCAGAUGGCAGCUACCCACACUCAUUACCUUCAGUUCCAGCAGAACCCUCAUAUGAUGAGGACUGGGAAGUUUUCGACCCGUACUUCUUCAUCAAGCACGUGCCUCCGCUGACAGAAGAGCAGUUAACACGCAAACCGGCGCUGCCUUUAAAAACACGCAGCACACCGGAGUUUUCUCUUGUCCUUGAUCUGGAUGAAACUCUGGUUCAUUGUAGUUUGAAUGAGCUCGAAGAUGCAGCUCUGACAUUCCCUGUGCUUUUUCAAGAUGUAAUAUACCAGGUGUAUGUUCGGUUGAGGCCCUUUUUCAGAGAGUUUCUCGAGCGCAUGUCUCAGUUGUACGAGAUUAUUCUCUUCACUGCUUCAAAGAAGGUCUACGCCGACAAGUUGCUCAACAUCCUGGAUCCGAAAAAACAGUUAGUAAGACAUAGACUAUUUCGUGAGCACUGUGUGUGCGUUCAAGGAAAUUACAUUAAAGACCUAAACAUUCUCGGGCGGGAUCUUUCCAAGACUGUAAUAAUCGACAACUCACCCCAAGCCUUUGCUUAUCAGCUUUCCAAUGGAAUCCCCAUUGAGAGCUGGUUUGUGGAUAGAAAUGACAAUGAGCUUCUAAAGCUUAUUCCCUUCCUUGAGAAACUUGUGGAGCUGAAUGAAGACGUCAGACCGCACAUCCGAGAGCGGUUUCGUUUGCACGACCUCCUCCCUCCAGACUGAGGUGCUAAUGUUCAUUUACAAGAUCGCAGCGGAAGAAGGAAAAAAACAAACGGACUCAUAGAAGGAUGUAUUCAGUGGAGUUCUGUUUGCAUACACAACAUUGCCAUUAUUAUAAUUUUUUUUUAAAGUCAUGCAAAAAAAAGAAAAAAUGAAAAUUAUGUUUGAGUCCACAAAAAAAAAAAAAGUCCUGGAUGUUUUUCUACACACACAUGCGCACACACACAGUGAAGGCAGACUCAGAGCAGAGGUUUCUUAGCUCACUUGUUUUCAGUGCGACCUUGCAGACGGCCUCCUGGAAGGUAUUUUGUCAUUUGACAAAACUGAAUGUCACACAGUGUUGGAUUAUAUGGACCUUGUUGGUUUCCUCCUGACCUCCAGUGGCCAGUCAAACCUGUAAAAUAUUCACUCUAUUUGCCUGUAAAUAUAUGUACAUAAUUGUUUUUUUUGUUUGUUUGUUUUUGAGGUUUUUAAGUCAUUUUAGUUUCACUUCAGAUUUUAGUAUGUACUCUGACUCGGUUGCUUUUUUCUUUUUCUUUUUUAACUGAUAAAAUGUUGUUUUGUUUGAACUUGUUGAUAAGCAGCUGCUUUUCUGUUGUAUGCCUGCAUAAUUUCUGUGAUGCUUUACUCCAUUACAUGCAGUCGUCUCUUAUAAGGUGCAGUUUAAAAAAAAAAAAAAAAAAAAAAGAAGAAGAAGAAUAAAAGAAAUGAGUAUCUUUGGGAGGAAGAUGUUUCUGAAAUAAUAUUUUAAAGCUAUGAAAUGUAAGAUAGACUAGGGUCUCAAAUGAAUACAAACCCAUAAUGGCAGAAUCUUAAUUUUGGAGAUUUGUAUUUAAGAGUCCGCUUCUGGUUGCGACAUUUUGAUCGUCCUCUUUGACAGGAGGGGUGGGUGGGUGGGUGGGGUUCAGGCAUCUUGCACUUUGACAUCCAGCCCUUUGUAAGUUGAUGUAAACUCUUGUCACUUUUCUACACAGGUGUGUAUCGCCUAAAUUUGUUAUGUGGGGGAAAAAUGAAAUUGUAGCACCAGCAAAUUGCCAACAUGUUUGCUUUGAAUCUUCUUUUCCAAGACGUCUUGUAUGUGGGAUCUUUGAUGUAGGAGUCACGAGUUUUAUUGACUUAUUGAAUGAUCACUCCUGGUGUAUUCAGUGUUACUCAAUGGUUUCCUUGAAAAUAAAUACAUUUUUAUACGACACAA
Messenger RNA from Oreochromis aureus, 3234 nucleotides. RefSeq names its product CTD (carboxy-terminal domain, RNA polymerase II, polypeptide A) small phosphatase like 2a (gene ctdspl2a). The record is from RefSeq and is a predicted model, not a curated record. The transcript is spliced from 13 exons. Lineage: Eukaryota; Metazoa; Chordata; Actinopteri; Cichliformes; Cichlidae. Gene Ontology annotation, molecular function: phosphoprotein phosphatase activity. Bases 618 to 2042 code for a protein of 474 amino acids.